AUGAAGUUGAAAUUCUCUAAUGCUGCUCUUGUUCUAUUAAUCGCAUCACUGUCUCUUUUUAGCUUGAUUGUAGCAGCUUCUGACUUGAACUCGGACCAACAAGCUCUAUUGGAGUUUGCUUCUUCUGUUCCACACGCACCAAGGCUCAACUGGAAUGACUCGUCUUCAAUUUGCACCUCAUGGACUGGUGUGACGUGCAACUCAAACCGAACUCGUGUUGUAGGCAUCCAUCUUCCAGGAAUCGGAUUAACUGGUUCGAUUCCGGAGAACACUAUAGGAAAACUAGACUCUCUUAGAGUUCUAAGCCUUCAUUCCAAUGGUCUUAGAGGGAAUCUUCCUUCUAACAUCCUUUCCAUUCCUUCACUCCAAUUCGCACAUCUGCAGAAAAACAACUUCUCAGGUUUAAUUCCUUCUUCCGUCUCUCCUAAACUAGUCGUUUUCGAUAUUUCCUUUAACUCCUUCUCUGGUAUUAUACCAUCUGAGUUUCAGAACCUGAGAAGACUCACUUGGUUUAAUCUCCAAAACAAUUCUAUAUCUGGUCCUAUCCCCGACUUCAACCUCCCAAGUCUCAGAUACUUGAAUUUGAGCAAUAAUAACUUGAACGGUUCGAUUCCAAAUUCCAUCAAAACAUUCCCGUCUACUUCUUUUCUUGGAAACUCUCUCUUAUGCGGUCCACCUCUUCUCAGUAAUUGCUCUUCAAUCUCUCCUUCUCCAUCUCCUUCUCCCGCACUCACGCAAAACCAAAAAGAUACGACGGCCCGUAAGAAAAGCUUUGGCAUAGCAGCUAUACUUGCUCUAGUCAUUGGAGGAAUCGCCUUACUAUCUCUACUGGUGUUAGUGUUCUUUGUAUGCUUCUUGAAGAAGAAAAACAAUAAAAGAAGCGGCAUACUGAAAGGAAAAGCUUCUUCUUGUGCUGGAAAGACCGAAGUUUCGAAGAGUUUUGGAAGCGGAGUGCAGGCUGCUGAAAAGAACAAGUUGUUUUUCUUUGAAGGUUCUUCAUAUACCUUUGACCUUGAAGAUCUACUAAAAGCUUCAGCUGAAGUUCUCGGUAAAGGGAGCUACGGUACAGCGUACAAGGCGGUUUUGGAGGAGGGGGUGACAAUGGUGGUUAAAAGGUUGAAGGAAGUUGUGGUUGGAAAGAAGGAGUUUGAACAACAGUUGGAUAUCGUCGGGAGAUUCGGACGCCACCCUAAUGUUAUGCCGCUUAGAGCUUAUUACUAUUCGAAAGACGAGAAACUUUUGGUUUACAAUUACAUGCCAGGAGGCAGCUUGUUUUUCUUGUUGCAUGGAAACAAAGGCGCAGGAAGAACACCAUUUGAUUGGGAUUCAAGAGUAAAAGUCGCACUCGGAACAGCUAAGGGAAUUGCUUUCAUUCACUCAGAAGGAGGUUCAAAAUUUACACACGGAAACAUAAAAUCAACCAAUGUACUAAUAACACAAGAACUCGAUAGCUGCAUUUCUGAUGUUGGACUCCCUCCUCUGAUGAACGCGCCAGCAACAAUGUCUAGAGCAAACGGAUACCGAGCACCAGAGGUAACCGAUUCCAAAAAGAUCACGCAGAAGUCCGACGUCUACAGCUUCGGCGUGCUGCUACUUGAAAUGCUAACAGGAAAGACUCCACUGAGAUAUCCUGGUUAUGAAGAUGUUGUCGAUCUUCCGAGAUGGGUUAAGUCCGUUGUGAGAGAGGAGUGGACAGCUGAAGUAUUUGAUGAAGAACUUCUUAGAGGACAAUAUGUAGAGGAGGAAAUGGUUCAGAUGCUUCAGAUUGCUCUUGCGUGUGUCGGUAAGACGCCCGAUAUGAGGCCGAGAAUGGAUGAAGCUGUUAGAAUGAUAGAGGAAAUUAAACAUCCUGAGUUUAAGAACAGGACAUCCUCGGAGUCUGAAUAUUCUAAUCUGCAAACACCAUAA
This is a messenger RNA of Lathyrus sativus (Indian pea), 1908 nucleotides long. Lineage: Eukaryota; Viridiplantae; Streptophyta; Magnoliopsida; Fabales; Fabaceae. The record is from the annotation of a GenBank genome assembly.